Messenger RNA from Hibiscus syriacus, 537 nucleotides. RefSeq lists its product as uncharacterized. The transcript has a single exon. Bases 1 to 537 code for a protein of 178 amino acids. NCBI's taxonomy places the organism in Eukaryota, Viridiplantae, Streptophyta, Magnoliopsida, Malvales, Malvaceae. The record is from RefSeq and is a predicted model, not a curated record.
AUGGGAAAUGGAUAUAAUCAUCGUCUUCGAGAGCGGAACAUGCAUUUUAAUCACAAGCUAACUUUCUUUCCCAUCUUGUGUUCCAGACCAUCCAUUAAGGAUGUCAGCCUCCCCAAAUGGAAAGACAAAUCUGAGCCUUUGUCCCCCAAGAUCAGUUGCAUGGGACAAGUGACGAGGAGUAACAGGGUUGUUGUGUGUCCUGCUUCCCACAAAUUCAGUGUCACCACCAAGAACGAUAAUGGCAUCAAGUAUUUCAAGCUCAAUAAGCUGUUCUCCGGGAAGAAUCUAACCGGCACCCCUGUCACCGCCGCCACAACCACCGCCACCAGUUGCCGAAGAGAGGAGAAUUCGGUUUCAGUCAACAUUGAGAACAUGGAUCCACCGUUGCCUGUGACCAAGAGAGUUCGGAAACAAGGUGAAAAACAGGAUGGGGAUACUCUUUGGGAGAGGAGAUCCCGUGGGGUUGUAUUGAAAAACUUGCAACUCCAACAGAUUCAACUCAACAAACAUCAAGUACCCAUCACAGUUGAAAAGUGA